Olea europaea var. sylvestris is the source of this 1052-nucleotide messenger RNA. RefSeq names its product hydroxyproline O-arabinosyltransferase 1-like. The record is from RefSeq and is a predicted model, not a curated record. Gene Ontology annotation, molecular function: glycosyltransferase activity. The coding region runs from base 114 to 719 and encodes 201 amino acids. Lineage: Eukaryota; Viridiplantae; Streptophyta; Magnoliopsida; Lamiales; Oleaceae. The transcript is spliced from 7 exons.
UCUCAGCUUAUCUUCACUGUAUUUUGCUAUUUCAGGGAUAUAUAGUUCUAAACAGACCAUGGGCAUUUGUGCAGUGGCUUCAACAAGCAAACAUUAAAGAAGACUACAUUUUGAUGGCGGAGCCAGACCACAUUUUAGUCAAGCCCAUCCCAAAUCUAUCUAGAGAUGGCCUUGGUGCUGCAUUCCCUUUCUUUUAUAUUGAGCCUAAAAAGUAUGAGUCUGUACUGCGGAAGUUUUUCCCUGAGGAAAGAGGACCAAUAACUAACAUCGAUCCCAUUGGGAAUUCUCCUGUCAUUGUGGGGAAGGAUGCCCUAAAAAAGAUAGCUCCCACUUGGAUGAAUGUUUCCUUGGCAAUGAAGAAGGAUCCUGAGGCAGAUAAAGCUUUUGGUUGGGUACUUGAGAUGUAUGCAUAUGCUGUUGCUUCAGCAUUUCACGGUGUGGGUAACGUCUUAUACAAGGAAUUCAUGAUUCAGCCUCCUUGGGAUACGGCGAUCGGCAAGUCAUACAUAAUUCAUUACACUUAUGGAUGCGAUUAUGAUAUGCAGGGCCACUUGACAUACGGAAAGAUUGGAGAGUGGAGAUUUGACAAAAGAUCAUAUGAUAAGAGCUGGCCUCCUAGGAACCUUCCACUGCCACCGCCUGGUGUCCCAGAAAGUGUGGUUACGCUGGUAAAAAUGGUAAAUGAAGCCACUGCUAAUAUUCCAAAUUGGGGUUCCUGAAAAGAAGUCAUAUUGAAUGUCAAUAGAUAAACGAUGCUUUACAGGAAUCACGAUGAAGAUACAUGCAAUUGAUACUGAAAGAUGCUGCAGGUUAGAUAAAUUUGAACUUACUUUUGUAUUUUAGCUCCACCCCUUCAUGGUGUUUCAGAAAGCUCGAGGCAUUGCUGUAUGUAUCUCACUUUGCAUUUUUGGAUUUAUUGGAACCAUGGUAUAGUGCUCUCAUGAUACUGAUAUAUGAGGGACCUCCCUUGUGAGGCAUGUACAUUACAGGACCAUGUCUGUUGUUUAAUUGACACAAUUUAUUACCUAUCAGUCAAAUUAUAGCUUUUUUUA